GACAAUGUCGUCAUCACCGUACCGCUUUGCCUCCUAAACAUGCGGCUCACGCGCUUCAUCGCCAACCGGCGAUACCUUCUAUCAUCUCAUACCCGAUGCCUUUUCUAUUCUUCCUCGCCGUCUUUUACCUCUUUCUCUUCUCUCUUCGCCAUUCGAUUUCGAUCUGAUUUUGAGUUUUCCGGCUCCGAUCCAUGGGAGAGAUGAUGGAUUCGUUUGCUCCCCAAUCGGCGGCGGCUCCGGCGUCGCGGCCGUUGCCGUUCCGGGAGGAUUGCUGGAGCGAGGAGGCGACGUCGACGCUGGUGGACGCGUGGGGGCGGCGGUAUCUGGAGCUGAACCGGGGGAAUCUCCGGCACAAGGAUUGGCAGGAGGUGGCCGACGCCGUGAAUUCGCUGCACGGCCACACGAAGAAGGGCCACCGGACGGAUGUGCAGUGUAAGAAUCGGAUCGAUACUCUGAAGAAGAAGUACAAGACGGAGAAAGCGAAGAUCGCGGAGUCUAACGGAGCCCUAGCGUCGACGUGGCCGUUCUUCUCCCGCCUCGACGCGUUGAUCGGAAACUCCGGCAAAAAUCAGUUCCCUAAAGCUUCCCCGGCGGCGGUGAGUCCUUCCCCUUCCCCUUCACCGCUCCCGUCGUAUUCGCCUCUCUCGUUGCCGUCUCCGCCGAUGGGAGUCCCUCUGCCCUUCCGGCGGCCGCCGCCGGUCGCGCAGCAGGUGAUUCUUCCUCAAAAGCGCCCGCCUCCGGCCAUGGACGACUCUUAUUUCAAGAAGAAUUACUCCGCCGUGGCUGCCGCAGCGGCCGCUACUGACGACGACGAGGCCGACGAAGACGAGGAAGAGGAGGGCCGGGGGGAUUCCGAGGAGGAGAUGGAAACGAGUGAUGAGAUUACUGAGGAAGAAGGAAUCAGGAGGCUCGCCAAGGCGAUCAAGCGGUUCGGAGAGAUUUACGAGCGAGUUGAAGGGAUGAAACAGAGACAAAUGAUUGAGUUGGAGAAGCAAAGGAUGCAGUUCGCUAAGGAUUUGGAGGUUCAGAGGAUGCAAUUAUAUAUGGAUACUCAGGUCCAGCUCGAGAAGAUUAAGCAAUCCAAGCGUUCUGGAUCAGAUGAUAUGUAUAGCUAGCCUGCUGGGGAGACACUUGGAGCAGAAAUAGGGCAUAGUUUCAUUGUAGUUCUUGAAGUAUCAGUGCUGUCAUUUUUUCCCCCUUGUAUGUAGGCUAUUUUUAUUUUUAUUUUUUGUAUUAUUAAAUUUACUUAUUCAUGUGUCCUUGUCAGCAAAAAUGUUGCCAUUUUAAAUUAUUGCUACAUGUCUUUUUGGUACAUAUAAGGGGAAUGAAGAUGGAUCAUUGGACUCUUUUCACCAUGAUCUUACUUUGUUUUUAUUUA
Molecule: messenger RNA, 1378 nt
Organism: Ipomoea nil (Japanese morning glory)
Lineage: Eukaryota; Viridiplantae; Streptophyta; Magnoliopsida; Solanales; Convolvulaceae
Product: trihelix transcription factor ASIL2-like
Exons: 2
Coding region: 192-1115 (307 amino acids)
Cellular component (GO): nucleus
Molecular function (GO): transcription cis-regulatory region binding
Source: RefSeq, a predicted model, not a curated record